AUGAGCAAAAGCCGACCGAGGCUCAAUAUCGAUAACAAUGCCUGGGACAGUGGCCGAUGGACCUACGGUCUCCAUGUCUUGUACGCCAUCCCACGCGAAAAUAACUCAGAUCGCGCUGACAGUAUUAUAGUUGCCAACAACUUUUGGGGCAGAGAUGAUGCAGGACUUCAACCAAUGUUGGACCGUGUACAUGGUUCAAAAAUCACAAAUGAGGAGCUGAGGGUCUUCUAUAAUGCCUCGAUUGAAGAUGAAUAUGCGCGCAAACUCCAGGCUCUUUGUCGCAAGUCACUAGGAUCAUGCGAAAUAGGUUCACUCAGGUCCUCCCUCGACGUGGUGCGCGGUGAGACCGAAGCAAUUGCGAAAGCCCACGCCGCGAUUGCUGCCCAAAUGAAGACCGAAUUGGAAGAACCGCUGGCUGCAUUUGCUAGUGGUAUGAAAGAGCGACGAAAGAUUAUCCAACAGUGCAUCGAGCGGCUGCAUAAGACAAAAAUGCAACAAACACAGGCCGUCAACAAAGAUUGCCUUCGCAUCAAAGGAUAUCUUGCUCAGGGACAUAUGGUGAUGGGGCAGGAAGAGCGAAAGAACAAAGCAAAGCUUGAGAAGACUCAAAUCCAGAUGGCAUCAAACAGCAAUGAGUAUGAGGCCGCUGUGAAGACACUCGAGGAGACCACUGGACGCUGGAACAAGGAGUGGAAGUCUGCGUGCGACAAAUUCCAGGACUUGGAAGAGGAGCGAUUGGAUUUCACAAAGAGCAGUCUUUGGACUUAUGCGAACAUUGCUUCGACAGUUUGCAAAGUUCGCUUGUCUUUGGAAGCCUGCGAAGUGGAGAAAGAUAUCCUCUUCUUCAUCAAGGAACAAGGAACCGGUCAAGAAAUUCCAGACCCUCCCCGGUUCAUUAACUUUUGUAAAGACGAUGAUUCGAGCUCUGAGAUGGACGAAGCCGACGGAUAUUCGGUAGCUCAGUUCCAGCGAACCAUGAACCCUGCAUUCCGCACAUCUUCUCCACAGCCCUCGACAUUCGAAUCGCACCACGACCCACAAUCAGACCUGGCGGCCCAAAUGGGACACCCAGCGCCACCUCCUAUUGCCAAUGCGCAGCCCCAGAUGCCACCUGUGGAGAUGCCACUUCAGAUGCCACAUCCUCAGUCUCAGUCUCGGCCUCAGCAGCAACCUCAGCAGCAACCCCAGCAGCAGCCUCAACAGCAACCCCAACAGCAACCUCAGGAGUAUCAACCACAGCCGCACCAGCCCGCGCCUUUGGAUUUCCGCCGAGGGGGUGCACCACCUCCAAACUAUGACCCAGAGCGCCAUGGAGAGAUCAACGCUGUUCCUCACAAUGCCUACCCAACAGACGGCAUGACAAUGUUUUGUCGGACAGGACCACCUUCGGAGCGAAGCUCGGCAACUAGCGCUUAUCGUCCAUCCAGCCGUGAUUCUCAAAGCGAAGUCUCCAACCCUACCUCUGUAUCCAGCUUUGAGGCAACUCCCACCAAGAAGUCUAUCGCGAAGCCAACAAACAGUGCACCACUGGCCACCUCUGGGGAUGACAAAUCGCCCAAGAAGAAGAGCGCAUUCUUUAGUAACAGCCCCUUCCGUCGCAAGAGUCGCCAUGAUAAAGAAAGGCCCGUUAUUCCUUCACAGCAGGCGAUCUCUUCACAGCCGGCUGUUUAUUCGCAGCCGACCAUUUCAACCUCAGCUCCCCGCGGAGGCUGGGACUCGCCAACCAAGCAAAUGAGCCCGACCAAACAAAUGAGUCCACCUAAACAGGUCAGCCCACCCAAACAGGACAGCUUAUCCACGCAGGUUAGCCCAUCCACACAGGUUAGCCCAUCCAAGCAGUUUAGCCCACCCAAGCAGGUUAGCCCACCUAAGCAAGUCAGUCCACCCAAGCAAGUCAGUCCACCCAAGCAGGUUAGCCCACCAAAGCAAAUCAGCCCAACAAAGCAAAUCAGCCCAACCAAACCCACGGCAGACCCUUCUGGUCGCCUCUCUGGAAGCCCGGAACCUGUCGAUCCCCGGGCCAACUUCCAGCUGAACGUUGGAAACAAUGUCUUCGAUGUCGCAUCCCCUGAAAAGAACAAUCCUAACAAAGCAACGCAGCCAGCACAGGGAGCCGAAGAUGAUUUGGACCCUAUUGCGCGCGCUCUAGCCGACUUGAAGACAAGCGGAAAGCAGUCAGCUACUCGAGUAUCGGCGGAUAGAUACCAUGGUAUCUCUACGCCCACUCCAUCGGCACCCUCCUCCACUUACGGUGGCAGCAAUACUGGUGCUGCCGCUCCACCUGCAUACAAUGAUCCAUCAGUCAAGCGACUGGGUGCACCUCAACCAGCAUUCACCGCAAAGCAAAUGCACAAAACAACCCAGAAGUACACUGGCCAAACCCAAAGUAUGCUUCGAGGGGCCAACAACAGCAUGGGCUCUCGGCAAAGUGGUCAACCGCAAGAAGUUCCCCGGGCUAGAUCGCCAGCACCCGCACCGAGGCGGAGCGUUAGUCCCCAGGUUGCACCUCGUGUGGAUACUCGGAUGAGCCAAAACAGUGGCAGAGGGCCAAGCCCUAGCCCGAGUACAUACCAAUCGAACAGCAUGCGAAGCCAAUACAGCCAAUCACCCACUCCCCGUCGCACCCAAGAUCCACCCUACUCUCCCAACGACUUUGCACGCAGGCCCUCGCCGGCUAUGAGCCACCGUGCAGUUUCUCCCCAGCCUCAGUUCAGACAGCAAACCCGCCCUUCAAGUGCUGGUGGCAUGGAGCUGCAGCUGUCAGGUAGCCAUGAUAUGUACGGAGCCAGUAGCCCAGGUAGUUACGCAGGCUCAACUCGAUCAAGUGGCCGCCCAUCAUCGACCUAUGGUGAUGGUGCUCCCCCUCUUGGACGAUCCAGGAGUCGCACCCUGGCUGUCGCGGAGCCUGGACGCAAAUUCAGCCGCGAUGGUCGCCCAAUCUUGCAUUUCGCUCGCGCCAUGUACACGUACAAUGCUGUUAUUCCCGAAGAGCUCGGCUUUGGCAAGGGCGAUGUUCUUGCCGUUCUUCGUCUCCAAGAUGACGGAUGGUGGGAAGCUGAAGUCACCAAUGCUCGUGGCCAUCCUGGUCUUGUGCCAAGCAACUACCUUCAAAUCAUUUAA
Penicillium soppii is the source of this 3120-nucleotide messenger RNA. Its product is annotated as formin-binding protein HOF1. Gene Ontology annotation, molecular function: protein binding; phospholipid binding. Gene Ontology annotation, biological process: cytoskeleton organization. Bases 1 to 3120 code for a protein of 1039 amino acids. Gene Ontology annotation, cellular component: cell division site; plasma membrane; cytoplasm. NCBI's taxonomy places the organism in Eukaryota, Fungi, Ascomycota, Eurotiomycetes, Eurotiales, Aspergillaceae. The transcript is spliced from 5 exons. The record is from RefSeq and is a predicted model, not a curated record.